Schistosoma turkestanicum is the source of this 538-nucleotide messenger RNA. NCBI's taxonomy places the organism in Eukaryota, Metazoa, Platyhelminthes, Trematoda, Strigeidida, Schistosomatidae. The record is from the annotation of a GenBank genome assembly.
AUGGCAAUUCACAUUCCUGAUAGGUUAUCGCUAGAAAAACAUCUUGAUACCAAUUCUCCUACUAAUAAUAAUCCAUUGCAAAGUGGUGUAACAUCAUCAGUUGAACGGCAAUCAUCAUCGAUUAAUGUAUCAUCUAUAAACACAAAUAAAAUCAUCGAUUUAUUUGUUUGUUCAACUGAAAAAUCGCAUCGAUAUCAACCUGUUGGUGCAAAUCCUAACUUACUACUCACUUCUCGUAUAAUUCCACACGGUCCAAAUCCUUUACUUGUUCAUGGACCAAAUCCAUCCUUAGUCCAUGGUUCAAUUUAUCAAUAAGAUAACAACAGUAAUGAUUGAUAAAAAAUAUUAUUUCAUUAUCAACUGACUCAUAUUCAAAUUCAAUAUGGCGGAAGUGAGGAAAUAAAAUAAUAAUCAAGUAUCAAAAAGUGCUUCUUUAUUUUUAUUCUUCUUCUUGUUCAGAUUUACAGUAGUAGUAGUAUCACUUCACUGUAAAAUAUGUUAAUAAUAUAUAAAAUUGAUCGAUUGAGAAUAACUUUUC